Heterostelium album PN500 is the source of this 798-nucleotide messenger RNA. RefSeq lists its product as uncharacterized. The transcript has 4 exons. NCBI's taxonomy places the organism in Eukaryota, Evosea, Eumycetozoa, Acytosteliales, Acytosteliaceae. The record is from RefSeq and is a predicted model, not a curated record. The coding region runs from base 1 to 798 and encodes 265 amino acids.
AUGAAGAUGAAUAUUCAUUCAAGUGAAUGUCGUGACGAUCUUUUUGACACAGUUGUACCAAAACAGUGCAAUGAACACAUUGUAAACUAUAAUCAGAUAAGUUUGAUUGUACUACUUUGUAUACAUUCAAAUAAAAUGUUCAGAUACGUUGUUGCUCUUGUAGUUCUCUACGUCGCUUUGGCUUCUGCCCAAUCCCCAACCUGUGCUACUUACAGCUCUGGUUACCAAUACGGUUACUCCAACAUUGGUUUCAACUUUGUCAGACGUGACCACUUGUUGUCAUACGCUGAGUCUGGUGGUUUCGUUGCUGAUGUCGCCAACCAACGUCAAGCCGCUUUCUUCCGUAUCCAAUUCAACAACACUGAUAACAUCCCAAUUUUCGAAGAAGGUCUAGAGAUUAUGUUCGCUUCAAACAACACCAUGUACAUCGUCUCCAACGGUGUCUGUUUCCUCCAACCAUCAUACGAACCAGUUGUCAACACUUUGGUCCCAAGCAACGUCAGAUACUCCAACCAAGUCACCCUCGGAUCUGCCAAAUUCAACAGCUACACCUCACCAAUCUUUGACGGUCAACACUCCUUCUUUGGUGUCUACGAGCCAACCACCUGUAUCCCAAUGCACAUCACCCUCUCCAAUGUAGACUUCACCCUCGGUGAAUCAACUACUAAUUUCUUUGACUUCUCCACCACCAUCGACGAGAACGUUUUCGUUUUGCCACCACCAUGUAUGCACCCAAUCAAGGUCCACGAAUAUAAGGGAUUCAGAUCUCACGUUGCCGAGAUGAUGGCUUCAUUCUAA